GUUUGGACGUUUGUUUUGUUGGAAUUCCUUUGGAUAUAGGCACAUCUUUUCGGUCUGGUACACGCCAUGGUCCUCGUCAAAUUCGCAAUGAGUCCUCCAUUAUCGGAGCUUUUAAUUGUUCUACAGGUGCAGCUCCAUUUGAAUCAUUACAGAUAGCAGACAUUGGUGACAUUAAUCUGAAUUUGUAUGAUUUGAAACAAGCUUGUAACGACAUCCGUGAAUUUUAUAGAACCAAAGUGUUACCAUAUAAUUGUGUGCCUCUUACUAUGGGCGGAGAUCAUACACUUUCUUAUCCAGUGUUACAGGCCAUCAAGGAGAAACAUGGUGCAGUUGGUAUGGUUCAUAUUGAUGCUCAUCCAGACACUUUAGGUACUAUGAUGGGUAAAGAUGUUGCACAUGGUACACCGUUUUUAAGAUCUGUUGAGGAAGGCUUACUGGAUUGCAACAAAGUUAUAACUAUUGGUUUACGAGGCCAUGCUGCGCUGCCGGGUGGUGAUUGGAAAGUACCAGGUUUUCGUUAUGUAUAUGCACAAGACUGUUGGUACAAGUCACUGGCCCCAUUAAUGGAAGAUGUACGCCAACAAAUGGGUGAUACACCAGUUUAUAUCAGUUUUGAUAUUGAUGCACUGGAUCCAGCAUACGCACCGGGCACAGUGUUACAAUUCAGAAAAGGGGUGUGGGAAAAUAAAAAUACAAAGAAAUGGGGAAGUGGUGGGAGGGUGAAAAAUACAAGACAGCCUGGAAAACAAAAUACUGAAGCAGACUGGGAAUCUUCUGCCACUAGGUGGCGCUAUAUACUGGUGGCUACACUGCAACAGAGAUAA
This is a messenger RNA of Saccoglossus kowalevskii, 824 nucleotides long. Its product is annotated as agmatinase, mitochondrial-like. The record is from RefSeq and is a predicted model, not a curated record. Lineage: Eukaryota; Metazoa; Hemichordata; Enteropneusta; Harrimaniidae. Gene Ontology annotation, molecular function: metal ion binding; agmatinase activity.